AUGAAGCCUGAAAAGGCCUCCGGUCAGCAUAUUGAGGUGGUGGAUGAUGGUUCGUCUGAAGGGCAGGAACCAGAUGGGGUCAAGGUGAUGGGGACUGUGAAAUUAACUGAAGGCUCGAUCGUCUACAUCCCCACCCCGACUGCAGAUCCACGAGACCCCCUGAACAUGUCUCUUUGGCAAAAGACAGUUAUUCUUAUUGUGAUAUCCACAUUUUCAACCGUGGGCAUGUCUCUCGUCUCUGGAUUUGGAGGGUUGUUGGGCUUCUACAUCCCUGAAUAUGCCGCCGCAGGCAAGGGCUACGCGGCGAUUUCGCAAUUGAUGACAUACCCGACUCUUUUCAUGGGAAUUGGUAAUCUAAUAGGAAUGCCCCUUGCCAUAGCAAUUGGUCGCCGUGUCGUUCUCUUGGGCUUCACUGUGCUUCUGAUAUUUGGAGCUGUCCUAUGUGCUACCGCAAAAUCAUAUGAGUGGCAUCUCGCAUCUCGGAUGGUUUUGGGGCUUUGUGCAGGGCAAAGCGAGGCCCUCGUUCCGAUGAUCACCCAGGAAAUAUUCUUCCUACAUGAAAGAAGCAAGUGCCUCAUGAUUCAACAAGCAAUUCAAGUUAUGUUGACUACAAUCUAUGUUCUUUUCGCCAGUCCAAUCGCUGCGGCUAUUACGCCGCAGGGCUGGUACGGCCUAGGGGCAGGGUUAGCCGCACUUCAAUUCUUCUUUGCCUUUUUCUUUUUCCCCGAAACGAAGUAUGACCGGGAUCUCAGCGCAUACCAAGAAUCGGUAUCCGACGAUAAUAACUCUAGCCUCGGUGACAUUGAGACAAAUGAACCCACGAAGCCAACAGUCAUGGUAUGCAAAGAGAAGCCACCCCUUGACUAUGUUCACUACGAGGCCCGGACCUGGAAAUCAGACAUGCGUCUCUGGAUCGGCAACCCGGAAUGGUACAAGGCCGUUGAUGUCCUGAAUCAAACUUUUCAACUCGUCUUGUUCCCAAACGUCUUCUGGGCCCUCUGUCUAAACGGUCUAACAAUCGGUGUCAACAUCGCCAUCGGAACAACCUACAGCACAAUUAUCACAGGCGCUCCCUACAACUGGCCAGACUCAAGCGCCAGCUACGUUAACUGCGGCCAAAUAGUCGUUGCGCUCGUCGCACUCCCUAUCCUAGGAGCAGGCUCUGAUAAGCUUAUCCGCUGGAGAGCUCGGCGUAACGAUGGCAUGCAUGAGCCGGAGACGCGCAUUCUUCCGCUGAUAUUUCCCAUCAUCGUUGGAACCUUCACAGCUGUGCUUUACGGACAAGGAGCAACUCAUCCGGAGAAGUAUCACUGGUUCAUUUAUGUCUGGACAGUGGCUGCAUACUACUUCUGCUUCGUUGGCGCUAAUAUUGUCGCGAUCACAUAUCUACUUGAUAGUUAUCCGGCAAGGGCGGGUCCCUUAUUAGUGAUUAUUUGUGCAUUUAGGGGUUUCAUCUCGUUUGGUACGAGCUAUGGGACUACUGCGUUUGUGGAUAAUAAUGGUUAUGAUGGGGCUUUUGGAACCUUCGGGGCUCUGACUGCUGUGCUGGGGUUGCUUGGUGUGCCGGUUUAUUUCUGGGGAAAGAAUAUUCGGCAGUUUACGGGGAGGUUUGCUAAGAGCAAGACCGAUUGA
Penicillium atrosanguineum is the source of this 1632-nucleotide messenger RNA. RefSeq lists its product as uncharacterized. The transcript is spliced from 6 exons. Gene Ontology annotation, molecular function: transmembrane transporter activity. NCBI's taxonomy places the organism in Eukaryota, Fungi, Ascomycota, Eurotiomycetes, Eurotiales, Aspergillaceae. The record is from RefSeq and is a predicted model, not a curated record. Bases 1 to 1632 code for a protein of 543 amino acids. Gene Ontology annotation, cellular component: membrane. Gene Ontology annotation, biological process: transmembrane transport.